CAAGGGCCCCAACCGAUCAUGGGAACCGGCUUAAAUGUGGCUUUCCAAAGACGUCGUCAGACGACCGGCCACUCGGACUCUGCGACUUCGUCGGAAACAAACAUUCCUAAGCACCACCGGGCCCCGGUGCCCAAGAAAGCGACAGCUCGACCGUCAAUCCAUCCACCGACCUCUCUCAGUAGCCAGAGUUCCAGCAAUUUGACUGAAUCUGCCAUACGCGACGAAAAGGAUCCCAGUAUGAAGUACAGCGAAGAAGAUUCGCAGAAUAGUCUUUACAGCCAGGUGUAUGAAUGGCUUCAACAUGAGAGAUCUAAGCGCGGUUCUCAUCGCUCACUAGGUUCUGGUGUUCCGGAUGACGCAGCAAGUGCUGGCCAAGUUGCAGGCAGCAAUAGCACCGGCAUGUCAGUAGAGGAGAGGUCGUCUUCCAGCACACAGAUUCCUAUGGCUCUCGACAAGCUCGAGAAAAUCUUGCUACAGUACGCUGCUUCGCGACAGGACUACGGUGCUGUGCGGCGACUUCGACGCCAUCGAUCUAGAGGACUACGAAGAGGUUCGGCUUCCGAGUCGGACUUUUCGGAUCUCGACGUUGCUGCUCCUAGUGUGGAUGCGGUGCUGGACAACUCUAAGACCCUAGCCUACAGCGGAGGCGGCGCAGACGAUGAUGACAGCGAACAAGGUGCCAGUGUCCGUUGCGCCAAAGACAGAGAAGCCUGGAUGGCUUUCAAGACUGAGAUACUCCGCAUCGCGCACACCUUGCAGUUCAAGGGAUGGCGAAAGCUACCCAUGGAUCUCGCCGCCGACAUCGAGGUCAUUCGACUCAGCGGUGCUCUGACAAAUGCGGUGUAUGUGGUGAAUCCGCCACAUCACAUUCCGGUCCCGAAGGCCGAGGAUGGUUCUUAUUCUUUGGUUGCGAGAAAGCCUCCUCCGAAGCUUCUGUUGCGCAUCUAUGGCCCGCAGGUGGAUCACUUGAUUGAUCGAGAAAACGAGUUACAGAUACUUCGGCGCCUAGGCCGUAAGAACAUCGGUCCCAAAGUGCUAGGUACCUUUCAGAACGGACGUUUUGAGGAGUAUUUCGAAGCCCGUCCUUUGACACCCCGCGAGCUUCGGGAUCCUCUCACUAUGAAGCAGAUUGCCAAACGGAUGAGAGAACUUCAUGACGGGGUUGAAUUGCUCCCAGAAGAGAGGGAAGGAGGGCCGAUGGUCUUCAAGAACUGGGACAAAUGGGUCGACCGUUGCGAGCAGGUCAUCAACUGGCUGGACAAGGAGAUUCAAUCUGAGCACAGCGCAAGCAAGUCAAUCUCAGAGCCAUGGCGUCGGCGAGGCUUUGUUUGCGGUGUUCCCUGGCCGGUAUUCAGAAGGGCAGUCGACAAUUAUCGCAAGUGGCUCAUCUCCAGUUGCGGCGGAAGUAAUGCCCUGAAACAGCAACUUGUCUUUGCGCACAACGAUACACAAUAUGGCAAUCUCCUGAGAAUGGAGCCAAGUCAAGAGUCGCCCCUGCUUCGUCCUGAGAACAAGCAUAAGCAGCUCGUGGUGAUUGAUUUCGAAUAUGCUUCGGCGAACACGCCCGGUUUUGAAUUCGCGAACCACUUCUCUGAAUGGUGCUACAACUAUCACGACGCGGAAAGACCUUGGGCGUGCAACAAUACGGAAUACCCAACUCCGGCACAGCAACGUCAGUUCAUCAGUGCUUACCUCAGCCAUCGGCCGGGAUUGCGCGAGCAGGCCUCGCCGUCCAUCACGCCACUGAUGCGGGCAGGUACUUCCAAUUCGACUUCUCUUGCGCCGCUGAGUCUCGAUGCCGGUCCAGAUUUGGAUGUGAUGGCUAGUGUGGAUAUCGAGAGAUCUCAUGCGGACGGUAUAGAAGCCAAGAUUCAGGCCCUAAUGACGCAGACAAAGCUCUGGCGCGUGAUCACGUCCGCUCAGUGGGUGGCUUGGGGAAUUGUCCAAGCGAAGGUUCCAGGCAUGGAAGAAGGUAUCAAUGCGGACGCCAUAGCAUCCAAUGGUCAAGGUGAUACCGCGAAUGGUAACCGCGCGCACGUAGAGACGACUACUAAUGUGCCUACCUCGACUUCCCCGGUGGACGCGGAUGUCGAUGAGUCUGACGAAUUCGACUACCUCGCAUAUGCGCAAGACCGCGCCAUGUUCUUCUGGUCUGACCUCUUGUCGAUGGGAUUUGUACAAGAGGAUGAAUUGCCGGCGCCAAUGGUCGAACAAAUCAAGUCACGGAUCACCAAGUACUAGGUGGCCUCUGAUGAUCACACACGAUAAGGACGGAAACUGGUCGGACAUGAAUGACGAAGCGAUCUUUUCUUCUGCCAUAUGUUUGUCUUUGUACUGUACAUACAUACAUCAUACCUACAUAGCCAGGAGUAUCAUCACAUCACUGAUUCUA
Aspergillus aculeatinus CBS 121060 is the source of this 2392-nucleotide messenger RNA. RefSeq names its product putative choline kinase. Gene Ontology annotation, molecular function: ethanolamine kinase activity; choline kinase activity. Gene Ontology annotation, cellular component: cytoplasm. The transcript has 4 exons. Lineage: Eukaryota; Fungi; Ascomycota; Eurotiomycetes; Eurotiales; Aspergillaceae. Bases 19 to 2241 code for a protein of 740 amino acids. The record is from RefSeq and is a predicted model, not a curated record. Gene Ontology annotation, biological process: phosphatidylethanolamine biosynthetic process; phosphatidylcholine biosynthetic process.